AUGACAGAGUUCUGGGUCAGCCAGAGCAACAAAUGGUGCGAGUACUGCAAGUGCUGGCUCAAGGACACCGCCCAGUCGUGGGCGGUGCACGAGCGGGGCACUGGGCACCAGGAGAAUGUGGCGCGCAAGCUGCGCGAAAUGCGGCAGAAGCAAGACAGAGAUAAGCGGGACGAGGAACAGCUGGCGGCUGCAAUGGACAGAGUGGAGCAGGAGGCCCAGCGGCAGUACAAGGCAGACCGUAAGGCAGAGGAGGAGGCGGUCAAGGCGCGGCUGGGCGAGUGGGUGUUCAACGUGGAGGCAGGGUACUACUAUAAUGCGGUACAUCGAUGGUACUACGACACCAAGACACGCAUGUACUAUGGAGGGAACCCAGUGGAGUGGACCGACAAGCCCACCAUGCCACAUGAGGCGCGAUACGAAGUCAUGAACAAGCCGCCACCGGUGCCAGCAGCGCCAGCGGCAGCACGCUGCAGCAGCGGCAGCGGCCCGGCAGCGGUGGCAGGGCAGAAGUAUGCGGUGGCAGGCAGCCGGGUGGUGAACAAGCAUCCACUCUCAGAGGUGGGAGGCUACCAGCUGCAUAGCAUCCAAGGCACCAUUGGCGGCGCCAAGGGCGUGGGCCAUGCCUCGCGCGGCGGCAGCAGCAGCGCAGGCGCCGCAGCAGGCACAGCAGCGGACGCCAAGCGCAAGCGGGAUGGCAGCGCGGCUGGUGGCAGCGGCAAGGAGCUCAGCAAGGAGGAUCGGGAGUUUCUGGCAAGGCGGGAAGCGGCACGCCAGCGGGUGCAGCAGCGCACGGCGGCCAGCUUUGGUCUUACAUGA
Chlorella variabilis is the source of this 816-nucleotide messenger RNA. RefSeq lists its product as hypothetical. Gene Ontology annotation, molecular function: zinc ion binding; RNA binding. Bases 1 to 816 code for a protein of 271 amino acids. Gene Ontology annotation, biological process: mRNA splicing, via spliceosome. NCBI's taxonomy places the organism in Eukaryota, Viridiplantae, Chlorophyta, Trebouxiophyceae, Chlorellales, Chlorellaceae. Gene Ontology annotation, cellular component: precatalytic spliceosome. The record is from RefSeq and is a predicted model, not a curated record. The transcript is spliced from 6 exons.